GAGCCAGCAAGCAAACGCCUCUUGUACGCCUGGCAGGGAACUGCUGGCCGGGGCAACAGGAGCCGUCGGUUCGACUCCCCCGUCAGGCACUCUGGGUCAGAAGAUCGAGACUGGGGUACAGUCCCGGCUCUUCUUGCCUCGGGAGGGGACCCUCUGCCGUUCUCUCCUGGCCAAUGUGGUGAGGGUUGGGACGCCCACCGCAGCUGCCCGGAUGCCGCAGGAGGUGGGGGGAUGCAGCGGCUUGGGCCGGGCCGGGAUCCUGGCGACGUUCCACACCUCCUCUCCCACGGCCAUGAAGGACUAUGCCGAGAUCAUCCUCUACCCCGACAUGCGGGAUCGGAGCAAGGAAAAUGCCGGCUCUCCUCCUCUGACCCUGCCACGCUUCUUGCUGACUGAGUUCUCCAACCCUGUCUUCGAGGUGGAAGGAGAGGUCCCGUCCCCGAAUCGCCCAGACGGGGAAGACAGAACCAGCGUGAAGCUCGCCGCCAACGGCUUUGGUAUCAACCUGGGGGGAGAAGAUGAUACGGAGAGGGUAGUUGAGGCACUGGUUGUGCUCCUCUGGGUCCGGGAUGUGACCAGCAGGAAGUUCAAGCCAGACUGCAAAUUCUCCUGGUUCUGCGUGGCUAUCCUCAGUAUGGUACUCAUGGUGCUGCUGGGCUUACUGGUGGGCAUCAUCGUCCUCUCCACAGAGCUGAAAUCCUCUCACCUGGCCAGACUCUCACCUGGGGCAUCAUCUUACGCUCACACCGUCUCCAACGCUACCUCAGCUCCCCCCGCCAAGUCCCCCCUUGAGUCCACAGCCGCAUCGUCCCAAGGAGACCCACCCCAAGCCAUGACCUCGACACCUUCCGUUUCGCUCGUGUCUCCUCUUGGUUGUGCACCCCUUUCAUCUAUUGCCGGGUCCAUCAACUGUUUCUUUGUGUCUCCCCUUGCAGCGUGUGGGGGGAUCCUGCAUGGCCCCGAGGGCUCCUUCAGCUCCCCCAACUACCCAGCCCCCUACCCCCCCAACAUCCUGUGCACGUGGCAUAUCCGGGGGACGCAGGGGACCGUGAUCCAGCUGCAAGUGGAGACGUUAGACAUCGAAAACUCCAUCUCCUGCUUAUAUGACCGGCUGGAGAUAUACAGCAAGCAGGAUCCUGCCUCUUUAUCGGACGGGACUUCCAGGUUCUGUGGCCAAGAGGCCCCUGCCACCAUCAACACCAACUCUAGCUGGAUGCAAGUCACCUUUGUCUCCUACGGGAUCACAACCUCCUCAGGCUUCACUGCCCAGUAUCGAGCGAUUGCACCGAGUGAAAAGAACUGUUCCUGGGGCGAGUUUCUCUGUGACGGCGGACUCUGCCUCCUCCAGGCCUCCGUGUGCGACGGCCUCUACCACUGCAUCGACAAGAGUGACGAAGCCAACUGCAGCACCAAGCACCACGAAUGUGGGGGGACCCUGACUAGCUUGGAAGGCCAGUUCUUCAGUCCCAAUCACCCCCACCAGUACCCGAACCUGCAGCUCUGCCACUGGCACAUCUCGGUGCCCGUGGGCCACGUGAUCGACCUGCAGUUCCACAACUUCAGCCUGGAGCCGCAGAAGGAUUGCAUCUUUGACUUUGUGGAAGUGUUCGACAGCGCGGGGAUGGGGCGAGGCAGCGUCAUGGGCAGGUUCUGCGGCUCAGAAAUACCACUGGUUCUGACCUCCUCGCAACACGUCAUGACGGUCCUGUUUGUGACAGAUGAGGGAAUGGCGGACGACGGCUUCUUUGCCACCUACCGGGCCCACAAUGCCACGGAAAAAACGUGCAGUCCCUCUGAGUUCACCUGCAGAAAUGGCGAAUGCCAGGCACUGGAGCUGGUGUGUGAUGGCUGGCACGACUGCCCGGACGGAAGCGACGAAUACAACUGCACUGACAUCGCCUACCCAUCCAUUGAGUCCACCUGCGAGCCUAUCGUGAUAGAGAUGUGCCUGGACCUCAGCUACAACGCCACCUCCUUCCCCAACAUCUGGCUGACCAUCGCAGACCAGGAAGGGGCUGCUGAAGUGCUCCAGGACUACCAGGGCCUCGCUUGCUACCCGUACCUGCGCGCCUUGAUCUGCAGCCUCUUUGUGCCCAAAUGCACCCCUGACGGGGGCAUCCUCCAGCUGUGCCGCUCCGUCUGCCUGGAAGCCGAACGGCACUGCCAGCGAUCCCUCAGCCUGCUGGGCAUUCCGUGGCCUCUGAACUGCAACAUCCUGCCCGAUUCCGACGACCCCUUGGAGUGCUUCACCCCCUGA
Messenger RNA from Gekko japonicus, 2257 nucleotides. RefSeq names its product membrane frizzled-related protein (gene MFRP). The record is from RefSeq and is a predicted model, not a curated record. NCBI's taxonomy places the organism in Eukaryota, Metazoa, Chordata, Lepidosauria, Squamata, Gekkonidae. The transcript is spliced from 13 exons. Gene Ontology annotation, molecular function: protein binding. The annotation marks the transcript as partial.